Suncus etruscus (white-toothed pygmy shrew) is the source of this 1924-nucleotide messenger RNA. It is a transcript of the gene SPRY2, whose product is annotated as sprouty RTK signaling antagonist 2. The coding region runs from base 171 to 1106 and encodes 311 amino acids. Gene Ontology annotation, cellular component: cytosol; membrane. The transcript is spliced from 2 exons. The record is from RefSeq and is a predicted model, not a curated record. NCBI's taxonomy places the organism in Eukaryota, Metazoa, Chordata, Mammalia, Eulipotyphla, Soricidae. Gene Ontology annotation, biological process: multicellular organism development; negative regulation of Ras protein signal transduction; negative regulation of MAP kinase activity.
GCGAGAGAGAAAGUUUUGCAUCAGGGCUGGCUGGAUCUAUUAGCACGGCGCUGGAAGAAGCCCAAGGGAGAGAGAGAGAGCAAGAGAGAGAGAGAGGUUGGUGCAAAGCUGCGAGCACGGAAUUCAGAUGUGUUCUAAGCCUGCUGGAGUGACCAUACUUCCAAGACCUGAUGGAGGCCAGAGCUCAGAGUGGCAGCGGGUCACAGCCUUUGCUGCAGGCACCCCGUGACGGAGGCAGGCAGCGUGGGGAGCCCGACCCCAGAGACGCUCUCAGCCAACAGGUACACGUCCUGUCUCUGGAUCAGAUCCGAGCCAUCCGGAACACCAAUGAGUACACCGAGGGGCCCACUGUGGUCCCCAGACCUGGGCUCAAGCCUGCACCUCGGCCCUCCACGCAGCACAAGCAUGAGAGACUCCAUGGGCUGCCUGAGCACCGCCAGCCCCCCAGGCUGCACUCUUCUGCAUCCCGGGCCCCCCUAUCCAGGUCCAUCAGCACGGUCAGCUCGGGGUCUCGGAGCAGUACACGGACCAGUACUAGCAGCAGUUCCUCUGAACAGAGACUGCUGGGACCCUCCUUCUCCCCAGGCCCUGCAGCCGAUGGAAUAAUCCGGGUGCAGCCGAAAUCGGAGCUCAAGCCAGGUGAACUGAAGCCGCUGAGCAAAGAAGAUUUGGGCCUGCACGCCUACAGGUGCGAGGACUGUGGCAAGUGCAAAUGCAAGGAGUGUACGUACCCCAGGCCUCUACCCUCUGACUGGAUCUGCGACAAGCAGUGCCUGUGCUCAGCCCAGAACGUGAUUGACUAUGGGACAUGUGUGUGCUGUGUGAAAGGCCUCUUCUAUCACUGUUCCACGGAUGACGAAGACAACUGUGCUGACAACCCCUGUUCCUGCAGCCAGUCUCACUGCUGCACGCGUUGGUCGGCCAUGGGCGUCAUGUCCCUCUUUUUGCCUUGUUUAUGGUGUUACCUGCCAGCCAAGGGUUGCCUUAAAUUGUGCCAGGGGUGUUAUGACCGCGUUAACAGGCCCGGAUGCCGUUGUAAAAAUUCAAACACAGUUUGCUGCAAAGUUCCCACUGUCCCACCCAGGAACUUUGAGAAACCAACAUAGCAUCAUUAUUAAUCAGGAAUAUGACAGUAAUAAGGAUCAUUCUUCUUCUUGCUUUUUGUUUUUGCUUUUAACACAUAUGCAACCAACUAAACAGUUAGAAUCUUGGCACUGUUAAAUAGAGGGUUGGGAUCUUUUCUGUUUGCAGUGAGAUGCUUUUUUGUCCAUGUGCCAUUUUAACUGAUACGCUUGUUAGAACUCAGCCCGUGGAGCUCAGAAGUUGUGGGACACAGAACUUGGCGCCCCAUUUGUUGCAUAAGCUAAAGUAACAGAUACUCAUAGGCAGUUGUUUUUUUCUUUUCUUUUUUUUUUUUUGUGAAUAGUUCUUGCAAAAUUUGUAAAUUAGCAAAUGACUUUUUUUUUUCAUUGUUUUCUCCAGAGAUAAUGUGCUAUAUUUUUGUAUAUACAAUAAUAUUUGCAACUGUGAAAAACAAGUUGUGCCAUGCUCUAUGGCACAGUCACAAAAUAUUAUACUAAUAUGUUGUACAUUCUUCCGAAUGUGAAUCAAUCAGUAUGUUUUUAGAUUGUAUUUUGCCUUACAGAAAGCCUUUAUUGUAAGACUCUGAUUUCCCUUUGGACUUCAUGUAUAUUGUACAGUUACAGUAAAAUUCAACCUUUAUUUUCUAAUUUUUUCAACAUAUUGUUUAGUGUAAAGAAUAUUUAUUUGAAGUUUUAUUAUUUUAUAAAAAAGAAUAUUUAUUUUAAGAGGCAUCUUACAAAUUUUGCCCCUUUUAUGAGGAUGUGAUAGUUGCUGCAAAUGAGGGGGUCCAGAUGCAUAUGUUCAAUAUAAAAUAGAAAAUAUAUUAACGUUUGAAAUUAAA